UCUCGCAAUUUUGUAAUCACAGUUCCAGCAUCAAAAUCGAGGCAGCUGGCAUCCCUAUAUAACGGUGCCGGCAUUUUUUUCCCCUUUUCCUAUCAUUCUGUUGCCGUUUCGCUGCUUCGGCUUCGUUUCGUAUAAAAAAAAUUGAAAACAACAAGCAGGUGGAUAAGUAGUAUAACAUUUCUGGAAGACGACUUGGAUUUCGCGACGGAAUUCUAUCUGCGCGCAGAAGCAGUGCGUUGCAUCGAAGAUAUGCUGGUCUCCAUAUGGCCAGGAGCCAGUGUCGAAGUGUUUGGCUCCUUUCGCACCGGGCUGAAUUUGCCGCUUUCGGACAUUGAUCUGGUCGUCAAGAACCGUAGGAGCUACUGGUACAAUCCUCCACUGUACGAGCUGGAGAGUGAGCUUGUGGCACGCGGCGUCGCGGAUCCGCAAACAGUCAACGUGGUGAAGACAGCUGCAGUCCCCGUGGUCAAGUUCACGGAGCGCGUGUCGCAAAUCAAAUUCGAUAUUAGCUUCAAUGUGGGAUCCGGCGUGAAGGCAGCCGAGCUGAUCAAGGACUUAAUUCACGAGUUUCCCGAUUUGCCAAAGCUAGUUAUGGUCCUGAAGCAGUUCCUGGCUAUGCAUGGAUUGAACGAUGUCUAUCGCUCGGGAGGCAUUUCAUCCUACGGCAUUACCCUCAUGUGCAUCGGCUUUCUCCAGCACCAAUCGCAGAGCAACCAAAAGUACAGCAAUAACAACAGGCUGGGGAUACUGCUGCUCAAGUUCCUGGAGUACUAUGGCUGCAAAUUUGACUUCAACAAGUACGCGAUUUCGGUAACCGGCAAGGGAGGCUGUGAGACGAAGGAACAACUGAAAUCUACCAUGGGCAACUAUAACUGGCAGUCAUUUUUAAGCAUUCAGGACCCGAUCACACCGUCAAACGACAUUGGACGCAGCUCGUACGCAGCCUUGAGUGUAAUGAAAUUGUUCGAAGCUGCUUUCCAGAAGCUAUCCCGCCUGGUGGACCUUGACCCGACAAAGAUAACUGGGCCCAUCCUGGAUAGCAUAGUGGAAGUCCCCCAGCAGGUGAUCAAUUACCGUGAUUGGGUACACUACAAUUUCCGGCAUCUGGUUAGACCCGGCAGCUCUUCUGGUCCCCCGCCGCCGUCUCCAGGAAAAAUGCUGAAGCGGCGACGCAGCUCACAGUAUAAUGAUUCGAAGCCUUGUACUACGUCCACAUCGGAGGGCGAAUCGACUGACGGCAAUGCGAAUGCUCCAAAUAUGUUAGAAUGUUAAAAAAUUUUAUUUAUGUAUGUUCCUUUUAUUGCACCCGUUAUGAACUCUAAGUUGGUUUACUUUGUAAGCUAAUUUCCAGUUUGAUUUUAAAUCUAGUUUAUAUAAUUCGUAUCUCAAUUUUAUUUGUGUAUUA
Molecule: messenger RNA, 1405 nt
Organism: Drosophila miranda
Lineage: Eukaryota; Metazoa; Arthropoda; Insecta; Diptera; Drosophilidae
Gene: Trf4-2
Product: inactive non-canonical poly(A) RNA polymerase protein Trf4-2
Exons: 2
Coding region: 250-1272 (340 amino acids)
Biological process (GO): RNA 3'-end processing
Cellular component (GO): nucleolus; TRAMP complex
Molecular function (GO): poly(A) RNA polymerase activity; mRNA binding
Source: RefSeq, a predicted model, not a curated record